Molecule: messenger RNA, 2085 nt
Organism: Chelonus insularis
Lineage: Eukaryota; Metazoa; Arthropoda; Insecta; Hymenoptera; Braconidae
Gene: vimar
Product: visceral mesodermal armadillo-repeats
Exons: 8
Coding region: 73-1953 (626 amino acids)
Biological process (GO): positive regulation of GTPase activity
Cellular component (GO): cytosol
Molecular function (GO): guanyl-nucleotide exchange factor activity; protein binding
Source: RefSeq, a predicted model, not a curated record
AUUUAUUUUUAUUAUGAAGUAAAUUAAUUUAAUUUAGCUUACAGAAAAUAGAGUUAUCAUUAUUUACUAAGAAUGGAAGAUGUUACAGAAAAUGUUACAGAGCCACAGAAAUAUGAUAUUGAAUUGCUAAUCAAAGAGCUCAAAGAAGUAGUUGAGAAUAAGGAUGAGUCAGAGAGUAAUCGUGAUGAGCAAAUAAUUCAAAAAUUAGAUAUUUUAGCUGAUGCCGCUAAGGCAUGUAAAGAAGAUGAAGUUCCGAUUACCCUUGAUAAUGUGUUCCUCACUCUUCUAACUCAUGACUCAAAUGUCAUCUUAGCAAAAACAGCCAAAACUAUAGCAGAAAUAGCACAAACUGAUUUAGGUCGAGAAAAAUGUACUCAGAGUAAUUUAACUACGAAACUGAUGGAUUUAUUGAAAGGCGAUGACGUUAAUAUUCUUAUUCAAACGUCUAGAGCACUUGGCAACAUCUGUUACCAAAAUGAGGAUGGAAAUAAGAUGGUACAAGAACAUAAUGGUUUGAAAUAUAUUUUAAAAGUAUUAUCUCGUGGAGUAAACCUCGGACAUGCUGAAGGUGCCGAAUUUUUGAGAAUUGUCGCUGCUGGAUUUUUAUUAAACUAUCUUGUUGAUCAAGAAGCUUUACAGAACGAAGCAAUAGAACAAGGGGUAGUUUCACUUCUCUGUGAUGUCUUAGAACUCGAUGGACACGAAGCGAGUCAAUCAGCAAUGCAUACUCUGCUAACAUUAGAAAUACUUAAUGAAAGUGGAAUUCAUUUCCUAGAUGAAAGACUUACAAGAGUAUUAGUUAAUAUGCUAGGUAAUGAUACAGCAUCUGAAUUAGCAGCAAUUUGUCUAGAAGUUCUUCAUGGCCAAGCAGAAAAUGAAAGUUCAAAAAUGUUAUUAGCUAAAUCGGGAAUUUGUCAAUUAUUAUUAAGGCUUCUAGAAAAACAUGUAACAGAAUGUGUCAAUGAAGAGACUAGAACCGUACUAAAAGUAGCAUGUAAUUUAAUUGUAUUAAUUAUAACUGGAGAUGAAAGUAUGAAAUAUCUCUAUGGAAAAGGUAAAGGAGCUGUUUAUACCAAGCUUAUAACAUGGUUGAGAAGCAACUUUGAUAUUGAUCUCCAAAUCGCAGCAGUACUAGCCAUGGGUAAUUUUGCCCGAACUGAUGCUCACUGUCAAUUUAUGAUAGACCAAGGUGUUCACCAAAAAUUAUUUCAACUCUUGAGAGAAAAUAGCGGCAGCGAUGGUGAUAUUCGUUUCCAGCAUGCUCUACUGAGUGCAAUCCGCAAUCUUGUAAUUCCAAUAAGAAACAAGCCAAUCAUGCUAGCUGAAGGUCUCAUUGAUGUUGUCUAUCCUAUGUUAAAUAUUCCAACAUUUCCAGUAGUCUUCAAACUGUUGGGAACAUUGAGAAUAGUCAUAGACAAACAACAACAUGCGGCAAUUGCUUUAGGAAAGAAGGACGAUUUAAUUACGAAAACUAUUGAAUGGUGUAAAACAGAAGACCAUCCUGGUGUUCAAGGAGAAGCUAAUAGAUUGAUUGCCUGGUUGGUUAUUCAUAGUAAAAAUGCAGACGUUGUUUAUUCUAUAAUUAAUCAUGGUGCUAUUAAAUACCUCGUAAAAAUGAUAAAUGGAUCUCAUUCUCUUAUGCAGAAUGAAGCUCUUUUAAGUUUAGUCAUUAUAACAUCUACUGCUCUCGGUAAAUGUGAAAAGGAUCUUAUUGAUGCUAAUAUUGGAGAGGCUUUAAGAAAAUUUUUCGAAGAUAAGGUUCCAAUGAUAGAAGCUCCAAUGUUAGAAAAUGCAAUUACUCUCAUUUUAACUAUAAUUCAAUCAGAUGAUGUCAAAAAACAUAUAAAACAAUCAAAUUUACUCCAAGUCGUGGAUGGUCCAAAGAUGUCAAACAAAUCGAAUAGUAUGCUUGAGAAUAAAAUAAAAAAAAUGAUUAAUCAACUUAUGGACUGAAUGAAAUAUUUAAGCAGACUGAUUAUAAAAUAACAAGAGAUUCUGUCACAAGAAAAAUAAAAUUUAAAUUCCUAUUUUUACUACCUUAAAGUUUAUCAAAAGAAAAAAAACAAACAAACGCAACAAACCAAA